UGAGGGAACAGACACACUGCCUGGGAAGGACAAGCUGCACAGAGGGAAGCUUCUGGGAUCGCAGCUAGGCUUCCACAGGAUGGAUGGUGUGAAAGCGCUGCAUCAGCCCUGAAAAGCAAGAGCUGCCAUGCAUUUGGUUGGGAAGUGGUGUUGUGCCUUCCUGCUUCUCACCAUCAUCACGUCCAUGGUGAUGCUGGAAAACAUCAGCAGGUCUGCCGGUAGCUGGGUUCUGCUGACCUGUCCUAGCCCUUCAUGGGAGAGUCUAGUAACAGUAACUUGGAAGAUACGACCACAGAAGGGAGCUGACUGCAGCCUGGCCUACAGGGAAGAUACACACACGGUGGUCAGAACAACCUGCAGUGAGAGACUGGACUGGAAGCCUGAACCAGAGCAGAAUUUUACCCUUCAGCUUUCAUCAGUGGAACUCACUGACGAGGGCUUUUACAUCUGUGAAAUCGUAAGCAGUGAUGGGAACUUCGACCGAUGCUACCAUCUGACUGUGUUAGUCCCUCCCAAGGUCACCGUGAAUUGUGACGGAAGUGGCAAUGUGGUGUGCAAAGCAGCUGCAGGGAAACCAGCUGCACAAAUCUCGUGGGUCCCAGAAGUCUGUCACAGCACUAAGGAUGAAUCUCACCCCGAUGGGACAGUGACUGUUCUCAGCACACACAUAGCUAACGCCACUGCAGACAGUCAAGUAACCUGCUCUGUCUCUCAUCCAACGGGAAACCAGAGCCUGUCCAUAGGCUGCCACUCAGGUAAUGAAAAAGUUUAUAUAUUGGUUCCCUGUGUUGCUUCCCUUGCUGGUCUCAUGAUAGGCAUCCUGUUUCUUUUGGCUUUCAUUUACUGCUAUAAGCUGCAUCAUAGCAGGAUUUGUCAGAAAACCAAAACUCCUGAAACUGCUCCCACAGAAAAUGUUCAGGACGAUCAUGAUCUGGAGCUGGAGCCCUAUACCAUAUUUGUACAGAAGGAAAAUGUGAUCUAUAACUCUGUGUCUGACCUAACAAUGAGAGAUAAUGUUCCAGUGCAUCUCCGAACAGCAAUAUGACAGUCCUGCUGAGGCUGACUUGGUGGGAAAGUGAGAGAGAAAACCCCUUCAGGUGGCUGGUGAUGGAGAGCCUCCUCUCAAAGGAUUCUUCACAGGAUUUUGGCAAGCAGGGUUUUCCAUCACUGCUAGAUACCUUCAGACAUGCUUUACUUGCUGAUCUGUCCUUCUAAUCUCCUCUCUUCUAUCCUGUCCCCAUGUUGGGAAGGGAGAAGAGCUGUGAAGGACUGAGGGAACUACUUCCAUGAUUUUCAUUAUGAGAGUAUUGCUGACUUGGCUAUCCUCACCUCAGGAAUCCCAAGCCUGGCAGUCACUCUUCAGCAUUAGUUCUGUAGACUUGACACUAUACUGCAUAUCUUUGGGAGCAGGGAGGAGGGGUGAAUGAGCUAGAAUGAAACACUCAUUGUCAACAAGACCACCAUAUUCCCAAGUUACCAGCAUAAAGACUGUAUUAGUGCUGGUCAUCACAGUAGAGAGGUCAGUAGAAUAGCUCUGCAUCUAGGUGGUCCUGAGAAGCAGCAAUGAUCAAUGGAGAAGGUCCAUGGAUAAGAGUAGUCCCUGAUAAGCAAAAUAACUUCUCAGGUCCCCUAUGCUAUAUUUCCACAAUUUUUUUUUUCUAGUCUGCACUUACAAAUUAUUUUCAUGGGUUUUAUCACAAUUCUGUGGAGAUGGAGCCCAGCUUCCCCUUCCUCCUGGGUGCAUGAGCAUUAACAAGCUGCAAUAGAACCAUGUUGGCCCCAUCCCACAAAUCUCUAACAGUGUCAAAAUACUAAAAAAAGAAACAAAUUUCCAUAAUCUAUCUGACUGCAAUUGUGCAAUAAUACAUAGGGCUAUUUCUUCCUGGCUUCAGCUGUUUGCCUUAAUUCAUAACCUAUGCUAGCCCGUUAUUAUUUAUUUUAGCUAAUGUAAUUAUAGAUGCCAUUUUCACAUCUUUGACUCUUAGUAGACUGUUAAUCUAAACAUCAUUGCAGCGGAAGGGUACUUUGUAUGAAAAAAUUUAUCCAUGGUGAAGAGGUAGUCUUUUAAUAUAAUCAAAGCAUCCAUUUGUCCAUGUGUUGUGGGAAAAAGCAUUUGUCCUCUGUUUCAGUGUCUCAGUUUUGACAGGCUGGUGACCCAGUUUCAGAGUUAAAAAAAAUGUGUCACCCUCUCACAGUUACUAUUUACUAUCAGAGGAAAGAGCUAUAUUGAGGAGGAGCCUGCAUAAUUUAUCGGAUCAUGUGUCAAGAGGCUGACAAGGAGACAAAAGGAGUACUUGGUCCCAGUAGGCUGAGGUUGCACAGGAAGUGGGAAAGCAUACUUCUAUUUUAGACUAGAAUAGAGGUUUUAGUGCCCCAUGAUGUUCUAAUUACCUUGUGGGACAGCCUUGUGGACUGCAGCAGGUCAUUGCUUGAGAAACACUGCUCUGGAAUACUCAGCAUUUCCUAAAGUAAUCAGAACUUGUGUUAGAGGUAAUAUCUUUUAUUAGACCAACUCGAUUUUUGGAAAAGAAAAAUCUUUAAUUGCAAGCUUUUGGGCACAAGCACUCUUCUUCAGGCAUAGGAGAAAAGAUUGUAAAAGUUCUCUUAGAUAGAAAUAAUUUAUCCUAUAUAGAAAUGAUGCAUCUCCUACGCAUUUUACUAGGCCAAGCUGCUGUAAAUAGUCUUAAACACUAAUCUGUUCCUUCCAAAACAUCUAACCCCCUUUCACCAACCUUUGUGACACAACUGUUUCCCUUCUCUAUUUCUGGUAUGUCAUUGUUCCUAGAGGUGAUCUGAAAGAAAGCCAGUAUUCAAAGUGAAGGAGUACACCGAGUUUGAAAUUUCAAAUGAACCUCAGGGGCCUCAGCACCUUCCUCUCAAUGAAUAAUAGGAUAUGGUCACUCAUUCCCCUCAGGUUCCUUUGAAAGUACCAGCUAUAAUAGGUAUGGCACUGAACUUAAUGGUUUCCCAUCCUCAUAUUGCUAAAGAUCUUUUAGCCUCUAUGUGUUCUCCAGUCACCACACCAUAUAGUCAGCAACAUGGCCUUGACAUGCUCCUGUGAGAGUGCAGUUUGAGCCCAACAGUGUAUGCCAGACUUCUCUUGCCAUGUACGUUAUCCUGCAUUUGUUUACUCUGGAUUUUACCUUUCAGCCUGCUGCCCUGCUGCACCUGCCUUUUGGUACUCCUUACAACCCUGCAUGCCCAGGGCCAAGUUAGUUACCUCUGAUCUGGGCCUAGAGUCUUGUGAUGCUGACUAGCUACUCACCCUGUCAUGGCUAUAUAAAUUACAGCUAAUCUGUCCUUCCAAUAGCAGCUAGUUGUGGCACAUGGUUGGAUGGCCUUGGUCAAGAGCCACACAGGUUGUUUGUAUCUACAUGCUCACUCUCCAGUGAAUAGUGAUGCAUAGAAGGGGAAUGAAGGUGAGGAGGGGGCAUGUGCCCCCCCGAGAUUGGCCCUUGCUGGCCGGGGAGUGGGGGCACUGAGAGAAGCACCAGUCAGUGUCCCCCCCCCCCCCCCCCCCGAGAUUGGCACUGGCCGGGAAGUGGGGGCACCGAGAGAAGUGCUGGUGGCACUUUUGGUGUUGCCACCAACACUUCCGGGGUCAGCUAUCAGCAGCUGGGGGACUCACCCCCCAGAGUCGGCAAUCAGCCGCAGGUGCCCCCCCCGUACUCAGGAGGCACCAGUUGCCCAUGCUCCAAUGUUGGCCCAGUGCCACUGCUCACACUGUGCUGGCCAACACAACAGCAGGACCCACUCUUUACUGCUAGACUAAAAGUUGCCAUUUAGCCACAUGAUUCUUUAACCCAAGCUAGGACUUAGCUGGACUGUGAACAACAAGAUGUAGGCCACAAAUUGCCUCCCUUAUUCAGAGACUGGAAAGCCAGUAUGCUUGACCAUGUGCAAGUCAAACAUCUUCCCAAUGCAUUCAUCAUCAUCAUCCUUUUUUUGCAGGAAUUGUCAUUUUGGAGUGGAGGCACUGGCCUUCCCACCCAGGUAUUUCCUUUUUCUUGCAGUGCUGUGCCCCUUUUUUGCAGCUACCUUACAAUGAUGAUGUUGAAUUGAAUGAUGUUCUGAAUUUGCAGUUACUUAGGGGCUCAGCCAUGCUUGCUUCUAGAAGUAAUUCCUGUGUUGCACAUUUGCAAGAAGCAUGUUCCACAAUGGGCUGCUCCUUGAAAGAACUUCUUGUGAUUUACAGUGUCUCUCUCCAAAUCAUCUUCUGAUGCAACAUUUAUAGUUGUUUAGUUCAAGGCACUUCUUGACUGAUGCAUUUGACAGCUUCAUCCUCCACCUCAUUUGGGAUUUGCCAUCUGCCACCCUUGUUCUACAACAGAGUCUAGAAUUCCUUUCAUGAAUAGUGGGGUUGGAAGCAAUGCACUGAAUAGUCCCCAAAUUUGUGUUUUUCCCCAAAUUUGUGUUUUGAUUGGAUGUAGGGCCCCAUUAGUUGCCUAAUUGUUUUGUCAAAGCCAGGACUCAGUCACAGAUCCUGGGUAAUUGUUUCCCAUUAAAGUAAAUGACAAAACUCCCCAUGAAUUCUAUACACAUUUUCCCCCUAGUUCUCUCAUUGACUUACUACAUACACCGUGAGCAAGUAACAUAGCAUCUCAUUUUAGGUCUGAUCUUAUUUCCACUGAAAUCAAUGCCAGAACUCCCUUUGACUGUAAUGGAAGCAGGAUCCAGUCUUUUAACCCUCAUCAAAACAACAUGCAAAAUGGUGGUGCCUAUCUGUAAAGCAUUUUACUCCUGGGCCAAAAGACACCAUAUCACCCUUCUCACUCCUUGCAUAGCCUUGCUCACCACUUAACCCAUUUACAGUUCAGUUCAGGAAUGACACUAUCCCUCCAUCCCACAAUGCCCUCCCACCACAUUUCAGAAAUGAAAACUCUGCCCAGAACUCAGUGUCACCUAUUCAACCUUAUCUCUUACUACUGAGAGGGCUGUUAGUAACUCCACUGACAGAUGUCAUAGCCUGAUUUGACUGUUGUACAGCACAGACCAUGCUGGCUCCAGCUGCUUGUUUAACAAACCCCAACCUCCCCUUUCCCUCACUAGAAUGUAAGCAUUUAAGUUGCCUAAUGUGGCAACCUAAUUUGGAAGACUAGACCAAGGUGAACCAGAAUGUCUACUUAAAGCCAAGUUUCCUUCAGGCACAUAAAAAGCCUGUAGUGUUUGACCCUGUGAAAAUAAGUAAGGGUAAAAUUCACUUCCUAGGAGUUUGGUGCAUCUAUUUUUUUAAGAGGAGAUUUUUAAUCAAAUGCUGAUUUUUACCAGGUUUGGAGCACAGUAUUUAUCUUUACCUAGGUACCUGUAUUUUUGAAGUCACAUUGUGGCUUCCUUUCUCCCAGUUUUCAGCCUGCUGAAAUUCCAUAGGUUUGCAGUUGCUAUCUCCCCUAGGCAAGUGAAAGAUUGUUCACAGCCUCACUGCUGAGAGCUGUGAAUUUGCUUCAUCUUGAGACUAGUGGUAGUUUCAAAGGUUUCCCUCCUGUCUUAAAGGAAGUUUGAGGUAUUCAGAGGUGUGUGGGGGAAGGGUUUUUCUUUUUUAUGUUUUACUUGUUAAAUUGUAGCUGAUACAUCCUGGGAAUAAAGAGCUUUAUAAUGGUA
Molecule: messenger RNA, 5598 nt
Organism: Alligator mississippiensis (American alligator)
Lineage: Eukaryota; Metazoa; Chordata; Crocodylia; Alligatoridae
Gene: CD200R1
Product: CD200 receptor 1
Exons: 6
Coding region: 128-1045 (305 amino acids)
Biological process (GO): regulation of neuroinflammatory response
Cellular component (GO): external side of plasma membrane
Molecular function (GO): signaling receptor activity
Source: RefSeq, a predicted model, not a curated record